Messenger RNA from Oppiella nova, 339 nucleotides. Lineage: Eukaryota; Metazoa; Arthropoda; Arachnida; Sarcoptiformes; Oppiidae. The record is from the annotation of a GenBank genome assembly.
ACAAAACUAACGAAAUAUAUGAUUAUAUUUGCAAACGUGAGCAGAGGUGCGCGGUUUGGGUAACUUCAAGCUGGUCCAGGAGGCACACGAACAGGCCCAACAGGCGGUGCUCGAGUACACCAUCAACUGUUACCCGCAAAUAAAUGACAAAUUCGGUCAACUCAUGGCUCUGGUGCCGGACUUGAGGGCACUUACCUUAAGGGGCGAAGAGUUUCUCUACUAUAAGCAUAUGGGCGGCAGUGCGCCCACACAGACCCUGCUUAUGGAGAUGCUUCACGCCAAGAAGAAAUAAUACUUUCGUUAUUCGAUAGACAAUACAUUUUUAUAUAAAUAAUAACU